GCCCAGGCAGCGAUCAUAGGUCGGACGAAUAACUCCCGGGACGAGACGAAACGAAACGAUAGCAGCAGCAACAGCGACAGYAGCAGCGAGCAACGACGAUCGCGACAAGAAUGACGCCAGAAUUACACGAUAGCACCACAAUACGGCACCCGUUGUUCACCGGACGGGAAACGCCGGAAAGGGCACAAUCUGUUCUCCAGUGUCCGGUCUUGCUCCACCGGAGCAAUGGCAAUGGCAAUGACAAGCAAAGACACAGACACAAACACAGGCGAAGGCACGCAACGAUGGUGGUUCUUCUGGGUUUGAUCGCUCUCUUGGACCACCGGGGGGUUCUCGCCUUCCAGACGCCCUCGCCCCACCACCACGAGAACCACCACGAGAACCACCACAACGGCAACCGCCGGCCGCGAACGGUAGAAGACAAGUCGACCGGAACGGGCUUCCCGAGGACGUCCACCCCCUCCGACCGGGGAGACCGGAGGAGCAGCAUGUUUUCGCCGCAGAAACGCCAGGAGCCCCGGGGGAACGGGCCCAGUGGAGCGGCCGGGGGAAAGAGCCGCCAGAGGGUGGUCCCGAGCAUCUGGGACACCUCCGCCCCGGUUCUGGUGGAGGCCUCGGCCCUCCGGACCUUUGGCUUCGAGCGGCCCGACGUCGAGCGGGUCCAGGUCCUCCUCAAGAAGCACGACGCCGUGGAUCCCUCCAGCGGCAGGAGGCGGUCCUCGGGAGAGCCCCUCAUCGCCCGGGUGGACCUCUGGCACGGGCCGGACUCGACGCCCCAGAACCUCGCCAUCUACCUGGAGGAGGAAGCCGACGAGGACGGCGACGACUACGACGAAGACUGGGGCGCAAGCGGGAGCGCGGCCCAGGGCCAUUCCCCCCGCGAAAGGAGCAGCAGCAACGGCAACGGCAAUGCACACACGUCAAGCGUAGACACCCCCUUUAGCACCAUCAUCGAGACUCCCCAGGGGCACAACACGAUCGCGAUCCGCAACAUCGCCGAGACCUCGGACCUCCUGGCCUGCGUGGAGGGAGAAGAACGCGACUACGACUACGGACACCAAGAGAGCUGGUUCACGCCCAGCGCACCCCCCGCAAGCGACAGCGGCCACAGCCCCCUGCAGUCGGUCAUCCAGCGGCUCAAGGCAACCACCACGCCGCAGCGCAUCGACUCUACCAUCGCCAAUCCCAAGCACACGCAGGGCGAAGGCUACCAGGACUACGAUGACUACGACGAAGACGACGAGGCCAACCAGCCGGUCGUCGGUUCCUGCGCGGUGGAGCUCCCCUCCAACAUUGCCAGCGUCCAGGUCCUGCUGCAGACGCAGUUCAUGCAGCCCCUCCAGGCCCGGAUCGAGCUGGAACUCCGGGAGGGAGACAGCGAGAACACCCCCACCGGCGGCUACAGGGUCGUCAAGAGGACCAUCGUGGAGGUCUUCAGCGAGGACGGGAUGCACCGGCCCUUCUUUGCGGUCCUGGAGGCCCCCCGGAAGGCCGGCUGGUUCGGGAGCGAGAGCGGAGCCGCGCCUCCCUCGCGCUACACCACGAGCAUGCGGGUGGUCAACCUCUCCACCACCGAGUUUCCCCUCUUUGCGACGGUCGAGCCGCACGCCGUCGACGACCACGAGCCCCGGCGGCGGCCGGCCCCGUCCGGGGACCAACGCGGAGAGGAAGCGGGGGACGGCCCGGGCGCUUCCCAGCCCGAGUGGACCCACUUUGGGGGCGGGAGCAGCUUCGACGCCGUGUCCAACUCCACGAUCCUGGACGCGGAGAUCUUGUAGGCCGGCGGUCAAAAAAGAGCGGUCUGGCUGGCUGGCUGGCCUUGUCUAGCAAAACGGGAGGGGACGGACAAUCGAAAACGAAACGAAACGAAACGAAACGAAACAGCUAGGAGGAACACCGCCCGUGAACGAAACACGCAC
Messenger RNA from Pseudo-nitzschia multistriata, 1919 nucleotides. The record is from the annotation of a GenBank genome assembly. NCBI's taxonomy places the organism in Eukaryota, Bacillariophyta, Bacillariophyceae, Bacillariales, Bacillariaceae.